Messenger RNA from Sebastes umbrosus (honeycomb rockfish), 2385 nucleotides. RefSeq names its product family with sequence similarity 89 member B (gene fam89b). Bases 272 to 820 code for a protein of 182 amino acids. Lineage: Eukaryota; Metazoa; Chordata; Actinopteri; Perciformes; Sebastidae. The record is from RefSeq and is a predicted model, not a curated record. The transcript is spliced from 3 exons.
AGUAAACACACAGCCUGCAGCGGGGCGUGUCGCGGUCAGCACCGGGCGGAGCCGGGCGGAGCCGGGGGGCUGUCUGUGUCUGUGUCUCAGUCUGUGUCGGUGAACUCUCCCACACAAAGGAGAGGAAACAAAACAAAGAGAGGAACUGGAAGCUGCUGGCAUUAACUGGGAAUGCUUCUAUACUGUGUUCCCUCUCACAUCCAGGAAAACAGCUGCAUGCAUUGACUUCUGUGCUGAGAGAGAGAGAGCACCUCUGGGUGAUGCUGUCGUGAUGAACGGGAGUCGGUGCAGCAGCAGCAGCAGCAGCAGCAGCAGCUCGGUGGCUCACUGUCCGGUGGCCGGUGGUGUUUCCUCCUCCGUGGAGGGUCUGCCGCCGCUGCCCAAAGGCCUCAGCGGCAUCCUGAACUCCAGCGGCGGGUCGUGGCGGGACAUCGAGAAGGUGCACAGCAAGAGAGCGCGCAUCCAGGCCGACAUCAGCCGGGCUGUAGGCGUUGGAGGCGGGGACGCGCCGCGCGGUCACGGCAAACCGGGCGGACUGGACGCAGCUCUGGCUCUGCUGCGGAAAGAGAUGGUGGGUCUGCGUCAGCUCGACAUGUCUCUGCUGUGCCAGUUGUGGUCUCUCCAUGAGGCCAUCCAGGAGUUCAAGGGCUCCUCGCUCAGUGCUGAUAAUGGAUCCUCCUCCUCCUCUGAGGAGGAUGAAGAUGAGGAGGAGACAGGAGUUCUCUCACAGCCUCCGUCCUCUUCGUCUCUGCCUCCAGUGCCUCCAGCCAGCAGUAACUCCAGGGACCAGUGGAUCAAAGACUCCUUUCAUAUUCCCUGAUGAAGAGACACACACAUGCUCGGCUCCAUGCACUACACUACACUGUGGAGAUUCAUGUCUCUUACUGUACCUUUAGGCCUCAAUUACACUAGCUUUUAUGUCAUGCAUAUCCUGUCCAGAUUGUUUUUUUGACUGUGGGACAAUCAAAUGACAAAUCAAUAGCUCUGUAGGGUGUUGACUGGCUGUUUAUUAGCCUCAAAUCUUGCACUACCUGGGGGUUAAAUCUCCCACCGGUUGAGUGAAAGAAAUCAAGACAGACAAGUGAGACCGGAUGCUAUCAGCCUUUUUUUGCUUUUUAUUACAUAACCGUCAUGCUACUACAUGCUGCUUGCUCGUCAUUGAAUUUGAGCUGUGUGCAAUGUUUCUAAUGUAUAAUCAGGUCGGAUUUCACUUUUCAUACAUCUGAUGCCUGUUUGUGGUUUUCUGAUAAUUCCAGACUUCCUGUUGUGUAAAUCGAGCAGGAUCAUCUUUCCUGUCGCACACUACUAUUCUCUGCCAUUUAGUGUCUUGACUGCAGAACAGAAGUGCUGUCAAUCGAUAAUCUGUAUUAUCUUUAAUUCUAUGGGAGCAUUUGACACAGUAUUCACAUUUUCCUUUUAGCUUGUCAUUCUGUAAAACCAGACAUUUACUGUAUAAAUCUCCCCAACUUAACAUUUCCUGUUGAAAUACAAGCUACAAAAUAAUGUAUGCACAGCUUAUUUAAAUAUCUUGGCUGCCUAUAAAAUGUUGUAAAACCAUUUAUGUUUUUUUGUAACCUCUAUGUUUAACGUUCUGUGUGCUGCUGCUGUCUCUGCCGUGCAGGACACUCCUGGAAGGGAGAUUUUUAAUCUCAGUGUGCCACAUUUAUGUUCGUGCGUUGAGAACCAGAUGGCCGUAAGUGACAUUUGACCAAUUUAACAGCAGAGCCAAAAGAAAAAAUGACCAUACUUUGUCCUGACUUUGUUUAUUAAAUUCAAUCUUUAAUAUUAAAACUUCAUAAACAUGUGGAUGACAAUGUACUUAAUGACCAAUAUUUCAACUUUUUUUUCUUAAGUGCACUUACGCCCCUUUUUUUGUUUUGUUUUUUAUUAAUAACUGGAUUGGUUUAGACUUCACGUGUGCCCCUUUGGCAGUAGAAAGAGCUCAUCAUUCAUUUGAUAUCUAUAACUAAUUUUAACCCAAAAUGUCACGUACUGUACAUCCCUCUGGUUCUCACAUACUGAAAUACAUUUUGCUUCAUCUAGAGACUUCACCAGUCCAAAUCCAUAACAAACCUGAGUAAAAAAAUAAGGCAAAUUAUAGAAAAUGAUCCCUUUCUGUGAAACAAUAAACUAAAUAUUCAUUCUGGUGGGAUUCUGCUUGUACGCAGGCAUAUUAAAUAUAAUUUAAUGCUCAUAAAUCAUGCUUUUUUUUUACAGUAUUAUACGUAGGUGUUCUAAUAAUGAAAGCAACAUGUUUUUGUUUUUUUAGCCCAAACAUUUAGAACUGUACAAAGCAUAUGACUAUCAAACUCUGUGUUUUAAUAAGUAAAGUGGCACAGUGGAAACAGUUAAAUAAUCUUUGAUUAAAACACUUAUCAAACAAAA